AUGGCAGCGGCCAUUACUGUUAUGGCUGUUUUACCCAUAUUUGGUUACUCAGUGAGACAUUUGUCUAAUAUUACUGCAGAUUUGGAGAGACCACUCCCAAUUCAGACAUAUUACAUCUACGAUACAACAAGAAGUCCACAAUAUGAAAUGACAUAUGCUGUUCAAAGUAUUGCUUCAUUACUCUGUAUCAUGUGUUAUACAGGCAUAGACAGUUUUCUUAGUCUUUCAGUACUUCAUAUUUCUGGUCAAUUGGAUAUUCUGAGAAAUCGUCUCUUGCAUUUACAUGCUGUCGCCAAUUUUAACAACGUUUUAAAGAAUUGUAUAAUGGAACAUAUAAGGCUGUUAAGAUAUAUGUAA
Molecule: messenger RNA, 357 nt
Organism: Atta colombica
Lineage: Eukaryota; Metazoa; Arthropoda; Insecta; Hymenoptera; Formicidae
Exons: 2
Coding region: 1-357 (118 amino acids)
Biological process (GO): detection of chemical stimulus involved in sensory perception of smell; sensory perception of smell
Cellular component (GO): plasma membrane
Molecular function (GO): olfactory receptor activity; odorant binding
Source: RefSeq, a predicted model, not a curated record